Messenger RNA from Lactuca saligna, 1684 nucleotides. The record is from the annotation of a GenBank genome assembly. Lineage: Eukaryota; Viridiplantae; Streptophyta; Magnoliopsida; Asterales; Asteraceae.
GUAUGAUACGUGAAGGAAAAAAAAACCUUAGAGUAGAUAAAAAGUAAAUUCUAAAACUAAACAAAAUAAAUUGAUUAUAGAAAAGUUGUCAACAAGCUAUCAAAAUCCAAAAAUGGAAACCGUAGCUCAUGAGCUCAGUAAUGGAAACACCAUCACCGCUCCUGACGGAGAACAAACCGGCUCCGCCUUCAAGCUAGUUGGCUUCAACAACUUCCUCCGAACAAAUCCAAUGUCCGACAAAUUCUCAGUCAAAAGGUUCCACCACGUUGAAUUCUGGUGCUCCGACGCCACCAAAACUGCCUGUCGUUUCUCUUGGGGCCUUGGCAUGCCCAUCGUUCAGAAGUCUGAUCUAUCUACCGGAAACACAACUCACGCCUCCUACCUCCUCCGCUCCGGCCAACUCAACUUCCUCUUCACCGCUCCUUAUUCCCCUUCCACCACCACCACUGCCGCCUCCAUCCCGACGUUUUCCCUAACGGAUUGCCGCAACUUCACCGCCUCCCACGGGCUCGCAGUCCGCUCAAUCGCCAUCGAAGUCGAAGACGCCGAAAUCGCUUUCUCCAUCAGCGUCUCCCACGGCGCCAAACCCUCCUCUGCUCCAAUCACCCUUGGAGAUAACGACGUCGUAUUGUCUGAAGUAAAACUUUACGGUGACGUCGUUUUGCGUUACGUAAGCUACAAGAGUCCCAACUACGAUGCCAUAUCUACUUUUUUGCCCGGGUUCAAACCCGUUGAAAAUACGUCGUCGCUUCCUGACCUUGACUACGGGAUUCGCGGCCUUGAUCACGCCGUAGGCAACGUCCCGGAACUAGCUCCGGCUGUAGAUUACGUGAAAUCAUUCACCGGAUUCCAUACGUUCGCCGAAUUCACGGCGGAUGAUGUUGGUACGAACGAAAGUGGACUCAAUGCGGUCAAUUUAGCAUGCAAUAACGAGAUGGUUUUGAUCGCGAUGAAUGAGCCGGUGUACGGAACAAAGAGGAGGAGCCAGAUCCAGACGUAUCUGGAACACAACGAAGGCGCCGGAGUUCAGCAUUUGGCGCUUUCCAGUGAGGACAUAUUUGGAACCUUGAGAGAGAUGAGGAAGCACAGCGGAGUUGGUGGUUUUGAAUUUAUGCCGUCGCCACCGCCUACUUAUUAUCGGAAUUUGAAGAAUAGAGUUGGAGAUGUAUUGACAGAUGAAAAGAUUAAGGAGUGUGAGGAGUUGGGAAUACUGGUGGAUAAAGAUGAUCAGGGGACUCUGCUUCAGAUCUUCACCAAGCCUGUGGGUGACAGGCCAACCAUAUUUAUAGAGAUAAUUCAAAGAGUUGGUUGUAUGUUGAAUGACGAUAAAGGAAAUAUACAACAAAAAGCAGGGUGUGGGGGAUUUGGCAAGGGGAACUUCUCGGAGCUCUUCAAAUCUAUAGAGGAAUAUGAGAAGACACUUGAACCACCAUUGAACCAAUAGCCGAUAAGUGAAAAAUGCAAAUGUCUUGUUGAUGUGUAUGUGUAUUCUAUGGAAAAUAUUCCUACAAAUGUAUGGGAAUAAUUGUUGGAAAUAUGAAAUGUUAAUCAUAUUUAAUCGAUCUUUGCUUGAAAAAACAAGUUCUAUUUGUAACCAAAAUUACUAUGUAAUAACCUUAAAAUAAAAUAACAAAUGUUAUUUUACUUUAUGUAUUUUGAUUUUAGGAUAUAAAAUAAAAAUGAG